AGACAGAAAAUGUUGUUCAUUUGGUCUGAUGUGAUAAUUUUAUUCUCAAUUCUGUUUUUUUGAUUGUUUAUUUGUUCGUUUUUUAUUCUUUUAGCUAAAUCUUAAUUACAAUUUAAUAAAUUUGAUCUUCGCCACAAUUUUAGAUCCGAAUGGUGGAGAUGAUUAUUCAAGAGCCGGUACAGGCAACUAUCUGGUUCAUACUGAACCACUAUUCUUACAAGGAUGCAAUAUUUUUAGCUGAAAGAUUGAAUGCUGAAGUUGCUUCCGAGGAAUCUCUCUACCUUUUAGCGACUUGCUAUUACCGAGCAGGAAAACAAGUUGCUGCUUAUUCUAUACUUUCAAACAAGAGCUUCAAAUCAUCUGAAUGUCGUUUAUUACUGGCCCGAUGUUGCUGUGAUCUUAAAAAAUAUGGUGAAGCCGAAGAGGCUUUAUUGGGUAAAUUUAACUGUUUGGAGAAAAGUGGCAGCUGUAAAGGUGGCCUCUCAUCAGAAGACAUUAUACAAGAAUUUGGUAAAAGUGCCGCAUUCGCAGCUCAAAUGUUGGCUUUAAUUUGUAGUAAAACGGAACGAUACGAAAAGGCUGUCGACUAUUAUCUAAAAAGUUUAAAAUUCAAUCCUUUUCUGUGGUCAUCGUUUGAAAAUCUGGUUAAACUUGGUGCUAAACCAGAUUCAAGUAAAAUAUUCAAUAUAAAUAAUAUAGACUUUUCUCUGUGUCAUGGGAAUAAUCCUUUGGUUACUUUAUGGAAUAGCAAUGUUAAAGGAAGUUUUGACAACACUAGUCAAGGAACUGGAGGUAGCCAAGUGACAGUUCCCAUAAUCAAAGAGCUCAAUCAGCCUGUCGAAAUCCACUCACCUUUUGCCCUGAUAAAGCCGACAAAUGAUAACGGAACCAUUGACGUUAUUACACCAGAAUCUAAUUCAUGGGUAACAACUUGUCUCGCUCCUCAAAAGGCUCAGCCACUGACCAAGAUUACUAGACGGAGUGCAAAUGUUUCCUCUGAAAGAAUUUCUCCUACCACUGUGAAAAGAGCCGAGACACCGAGUGGCACCGCUUCCAGAUUGAGUUUUGGUGUAUUUCCAUUAAUAGAUUCUACCCCACCCAUACAUCUUUGUACUCUUGGACCAAAUGAAAAUAUUGACACUUCAGAAAUUCGUAAUGCAAACAUGCAAAGUGAAAGAAUAACUCGAGCUCCUGCCAAGAAACCUCAGACCCGUCGAAGUCAUGCAAUCCAAGGAGUGACCACACGUAAUAAUGUUAGUAGACCAGUAAUCUUUAGCCAAUCAGCGCAUAUAAAUACUCAACCAGGAGAAUUAGGAUUUCAAGCUCCUUCUACAGUAACUAAUCAAUCAACACUUGGAACAACAGGUCUUGGAUUGAGACGCUCAUCCAGAAUAUUCAAUAGCUCUUCUUCUGUGAAAGAAAAUAGUAAAUCAACACCAAGGAGUAUCAAUCAAGAAAAUAAUAAAAGAGCAACCAGUUCAAAGACUCCUACAAAAAAGACGAGAAAACAAACUAAUUCAUCAAACAAUAUAACUAGUUCUUCAUCUACAUUACAGCAAAAAGAAAUGGAGCUCAAUGAGUUGAAUAAAGCUGAACCCAUAAAGUCAAAUCAACAGUCAGGUUUCAUCUCCGAGGAAGUUAAACAAGCCGGAUUAAAGAUGCAACGUGCGUCCGCUGAGGGUUUACUUAAUCUAUUGGUUGAUCUCGCCAACGCAUCCCUUUGCCUAGGACAAUUCCAUUGUACCAAAGCCAUCAAAAUUUUAAUGAAUUUGCCUCAGAAACAAUUCAACACUGGAUGGGUACUAAGUGGAAUUGGACGAGCUUACUUUGAAAUGUCCAAAUAUGAAGAAGCUGUUAAAUAUUUCGAAGAAGCUCACAAGGUUGAACCACAUCGACUUCAGGGUACAGAGUAUUAUAGUACUGCUCUUUGGCAUUUACAGAGAGAAAUAAAAUUAUCAAUGUUAGCUCAAGAAUGUAUUGAGUUUGACAAAAAUGCUCCACAAACAUGGUGUGUUGCGGGCAACUGUUUUGGUCUUCAAAAGGAACACGAGACAGCUAUAAAAUUCUUACAACGGGCUAUUCAAGUGGAUCCCGACUUUGCUUAUGCUUAUACUCUUUUGGGACAUGAACUUGUGCUCACUGAAGAAAUGGAUCAUGCCAUGGCCUGUUUCCGAAAUGCGAUACGAAUCGAUGCAAGGCACUAUAAUGCUUGGUAUGGCAUCGGAAUGAUCUAUUAUAAACAAGAAAAAUUCCAACUCGCAGAGUUACAUUAUCGAAAAGCUCUUUCAAUAUCAUCAUGUUCACCAGUUCUUUUGUGUCACAUUGGAGUAGUUCAAAAUGCUUUGAAAAAGACUGAAAGUGCUUUGACAACUUUGAAUAAAGCCAUCGAAAUGGAUCCCAAAAAUGCACUUUGUAAAUUUCAUAGAGCAUCCAUAUAUUUUUCAAUGGAAAAACACCAAUUGGCGUUGCAUGAAUUAGAAGAAUUGAAGCAAAUUGUGCCAAAGGAAUCAUUGGUAUACUUUUUAAUUGGAAAGGUCCACAAACGUUUAGGUAAUACGCAUUUAGCGCUAAUGAAUUUCUCUUGGGCUAUGGAUUUGGACCCUAAAGGAGCCAACAAUCAAAUCAAAGAGGUCAUCGAUAAACAAUAUGCCAAUGAUGAUGACGAGGUUGUUGUUUGUCUAGACUCUGGAGAUGAAACAUACAAUUCAAAUUUAGUCAAUGAGAGCUCGGAAAGUUCAUUAAGGCCUCGAUCUCACCUUCAUCGUGAAUCCCAUUCUUCUUCAAUGGAAGACGAAGAUGAUGAUGAUGCGGACGAAGAUUAUGUUCCAAAUAACGAUUUAAAUAACGAUGGCGGUGAACUUAUGGAUGAAGGUGUUUAAGGAUAGAUUAGAUUUAGAUAGAUUUUGUUUAUUUUAUUUCUCCUUCUUCUUUUUUUGUUGCUCUCAUCCAAAACACAACAACUUUCGGGGAACUUAAUCGUCUCUUUGCUCCUUUUUACAUAAAAAAUGAACGUGAAGCUUUGGAGCACACACAAAAUACACACACACAUACACAACUACACCAACACAUAACUGUAUACACACACACACCUUCAUAUAUUAUACUUGAAACUAUCAAACAAUUGAGCAACAAUUUAAAAGACCUGUGAAAAUUGAUAUUUAAUGCUUCUUAUAUUAAAUCAACUUGAACAUAUUCGAAGUUUAA
Messenger RNA from Panonychus citri (citrus red mite), 3204 nucleotides. RefSeq names its product cell division cycle protein 27 homolog (gene Cdc27). The transcript is spliced from 4 exons. The coding region runs from base 150 to 2879 and encodes 909 amino acids. Gene Ontology annotation, molecular function: protein binding. Gene Ontology annotation, biological process: cell division. NCBI's taxonomy places the organism in Eukaryota, Metazoa, Arthropoda, Arachnida, Trombidiformes, Tetranychidae. The record is from RefSeq and is a predicted model, not a curated record.